UCUCUGCAAACACUUCUUUGCACAUUUUUGUGGUUGCAUUUCAAGCGCAAAUGCAUUUCCGCUUAUGCUCUCAAACAGAACGAAGAAAAACGUGCUAUUUUUAUGAAUAGUAUUGCUAACAUUGCACCUGACCCUGAAAUGUUGAUGUUCAGUGAUGAGGCUGCGAAAGAUGAGAGAACCCUCAUUCAAUGCUAUGGCAGAUCAAGGAUUGGAAUGAGAUGCAUCCAAAGGAAGUGUUUUGUACAAGGCAAAUGCUACUUGAUCUUGCCAAUACUGACUCUUGAUGGAAUCAUUACUUAUGAUAUCAUUGAGGGACCAGUGAUGAGU
Suillus subaureus is the source of this 327-nucleotide messenger RNA. RefSeq lists its product as uncharacterized. The record is from RefSeq and is a predicted model, not a curated record. The transcript is spliced from 2 exons. Lineage: Eukaryota; Fungi; Basidiomycota; Agaricomycetes; Boletales; Suillaceae. The annotation marks the transcript as partial.